AACAAAAAACAAAACCUUUUAUUUCUUUUUCUUUUUUUUGGUACAAAAAAACCCUUUUAAUUUCAAUUUGUUUUUUUGGUCCUAAUAAAUAGACACAAGUUUUUGGUUUCCCCCCGAAACCAUUGAUUCUGCAUCAUCAGCAUCACAAUGGAAGCCGAAACUCGCCGGAAAGUUGAAGACAUGGUGUUGGAUAUACUUCAAAAAUCCGACAUUCAAGAAACCACUGAGUUCACUAUCCGAGUUGCCGCCUCUGAGCGACUCGGUAUCGACCUCUCCGGUCCAGAUACCAAACGCUUUGUCAGAACCAUUAUCGAGACUUAUCUUCUCUCCAUCGCCAACGCCCAGAAAUCACCGCCACAACUCUCCACGGAGGUGCCGGUGACACCCAACGAACCACCACAAGUGUCCAAUGAACCGGUGAAUGUAACUACACCCAAGGAGCCACCACAAGAGUUCAAUAAAGUGGUGGGAGUGAAACGCAAAAACGAUGACUCCGAAAAAGUCAUUUGCCAGUUAUCAACCAGGAGGAAUGUGGCGGUUCGAGAUUUCAAAGGGAUGACAUUGGUGUCAAUUAGGGAGUUCUAUAAUAAAGAUGGAAAACAGCUUCCCACGGCUAAAGGGAUAAGUUUAUCUUCUGAACAAUGGUCAACCUUCAAGAAUUGUGUUCCCGCUAUAGAGGAAGCUAUCACAAAGUUGGAAGGAAGGAUAAGAUCAGGGAUUAAUGGCAACAAAAAUGGAGAAGUUGCAAGUUCAGUUAUUGAUGUUCCUGUUGAGCCUGUCGCUAUUGAGCCUGUCACUAUUGAGCCUGUCCCUAUUGAGAUCGUCCGUUUUGAUGGAAAGAAUUUUCAAGUUUGGGCUGAACAAAUGGAAUUAUUCUUCAAACAGUUAAAAAUCAAUUAUGUGCUUACUGAACCAUGCCCAAAUGCUACAUUAGGGGAAAAGAAUGCAAGUGCUGGGGAAACCAAAGCUGCUAGAAAGAGAUGGGUAAAUGAUGAUUUAACGUGUCGUCGUAACAUCUUGAGCCAUUUAUCUGAUAAUCUAUUCAACAAGUAUGCAAAUAGAAAAAUGAGUGCUAAGGAUUUAUGGGAAGACUUAAAAUUUGUUUAUCUGUAUGAAGAAUAUGGCACCAAGAUAUCUCAGGUGAAAAAGUAUAUUGAAUUUCAAAUGGUUGAUCAAAAAGCAGUUCUUGACCAAAUUCAAGAACUUAAUUGCAUUGCAGACUCUAUUGCAGCUUUUGGAAUGCCUAUUGAGGAGAACUUCCAUGUUAGUGUCAUUGUUUCAAAGCUUCCACUAUCCUGGAAAGACUUGUCCAUCAAGUUAAUGCGUGAGGAGCAUCUACCUUUUUGGAAGUUAAUGGAACUCAUAACAAAAGAGGAAGAAUCUCGCAAUGGAGUGAAACAAAUGGGUGAGCCUCUUUCUGAUAGGGCAAAAUUUUACCGUGCCAAUGAAGGGGGGUCGAGCGGGGCUGACAUUAAGCCGCCACCAGGUUUUCAAAGGAAGUAUGAACCUAAUAGCAAGAACGUAUCAUGUUAUAUUUGUGGCCAGAAGGGACAUUUUUCUAAAAAUUGUUGGAGAUGGCUGUAAUUAAGUGUUUCUGAAUUAUGAUAGUUUGUCAGUUAUUUUUUUAUGGUACAACUAUAUUGAUGGUACAACUAUAUUUAAGUUUUUUUUAGGUGGUCAAGACUAUAUUUAAGUAUUACUAUAAUACUGGAUAUUUUCUUUUCAGUAUUUUAAAAGUGUACUAUUUGUAUAUAAAGUUAAUUUCGUG
Trifolium pratense (red clover) is the source of this 1768-nucleotide messenger RNA. RefSeq lists its product as uncharacterized. The transcript has 4 exons. Bases 148 to 1584 code for a protein of 478 amino acids. The record is from RefSeq and is a predicted model, not a curated record. Gene Ontology annotation, molecular function: transcription coactivator activity; DNA binding; zinc ion binding. Gene Ontology annotation, biological process: positive regulation of transcription initiation by RNA polymerase II. Lineage: Eukaryota; Viridiplantae; Streptophyta; Magnoliopsida; Fabales; Fabaceae.